GUGGCAGAAAUGCUUGACCUGAUGGGGAAUAGCCUGAGAAUGAGAUAGCGUCUCCUUCUCCUGGACUGCCUCCGUGUUCUCACUUUCUUCCUAUAUAGAAGAGAUGAAGUGAUCUAUCAUGCGCUUCGACUUCCAUCUGGACACCAACACACUCUGACCCUCUCUCUGCUAUACAACCACGGAGAAACUCUGGCCUGAUUGAGCUCCACCACUUGCUUUUCUCAGACAUUUGGACAGCUCUUACUCAUAGCUCUGCAUCCUGCAUUGGUCUGUGGAAAACCAGGUGUACAAAACAUCUUCGUGACCAUCAAAUCAAACAAUAGUUUGUUUUACUCACUUCCCCGAGGACAACAUUCUGCUGCACCAGCAAUCCCGUAGACAACAAGAAGAACAGGGCAGAGGUUGCGACCCCUCAGAGGCUGGAGUGAGCUGACGCCCGCCUGGAGCGCUGGCUCUUAGUGUGUCAGCACGCCUAAAGGAGGCUGCUCCUGGCACAGUCUCAGAAGCCAACUGGAGUUUUGCUGCAGCACAUCCACAGUAAUUCAUUGUUUAAAAGAAUCUUGCCCCCUCAAUCCUGUGUGUAUAUUAGAGUUUGGUGUUCAGAUUGAAGCUAUGAAGUCUAAGUCCAGCUGUGCUCAGAAUCCGAGCUGCAGCAUAAUGAUAUUUCGUCCCAGCAAAGAAGAGUUUAAUGAUUUUGACAAAUACAUCGCUUACAUGGAGUCCCAAGGGGCACAUCGAGCUGGACUGGCCAAAGUCAUUCCGCCCAAAGAAUGGAGAGCCCGGCAGUCCUAUGAGGACGUCAGUGACAUGGUAAUAGGCACUCCCCUGCAGCAAGUGGUGUCUGGCCAGGCAGGUGUGUUCACUCAAUAUCACAAGAAGAGGAAAGCCAUGACAGUGGGGCAGUACCGUGACUUGGCCAACAGCAAAAAAUACCGUACCCCGCUACACCUGAAUUUUGAAGAUUUGGAGAGAAAAUACUGGAAGAAUCGGUACUUUGGGGCGCCAAUUUACGGUGCAGAUGUCAGCGGCUCCCUGUUUGAUGGGAAAACUCAAAACUGGAACGUGGGACACCUGGGAACAAUUCAGGACCUGUUAGAACAAGAAUGCGGCAUUGUGAUUGAGGGCGUCAACACGCCCUACCUGUACUUUGGCAUGUGGAAGACCACCUUCGCGUGGCAUACGGAGGACAUGGACCUGUACAGCAUCAACUACCUGCACUUUGGGCAGCCCAAGACAUGGUACGCGGUGCCCCCCGAGCAUGGCCGGCGCCUGGAGCAGCUGGCCAGACAGCUGUUCCCGGGCAGCUCCCAGGGCUGCCAGGCCUUCAUGAGGCACAAGGUGGCACUCAUCUCCCCCACAGUGCUCAAGGAGAAUGGCAUCCCCUUUGCACGCAUGACCCAGGAGGCUGGGGAAUUCAUGGUCACCUUUCCCUAUGGCUAUCACGCUGGCUUCAAUCACGGCUUCAACUGCGCAGAGGCCAUCAAUUUCGCCACCCCGAGGUGGAUCGACUAUGGGAAGGUGGCGACUCAGUGCAGCUGUGGGGAGGCCAGGGUGAGCUUCUCCAUGGAUGUCUUUGUGCGGAUCCUGCAGCCUGAGCGAUAUGAGCUGUGGAAACGUGGCCAAGAUCAGGCAGUUGUGGACCAUACAGAGACUGGUUCUGCCAGUCAGGAGCUCACCACCAGGCGGGUGACCAAAGCACCAAGAAAACCUCAGGGACAGAGGCGCCUCCAGCUUCACCAGGUCUCACACUCUCUUCUGCCUAGAGCCACUGGCAGUAAGAUUGCUUGCAGCUACAGGCAACAGUCAGAUGCUGCAGUUGGUGAGGUCCAGAAGCCUGAUCGAGCCCCUGUCCCACCACCUACCCUGGGUCCAUCUUCUUCUCGUCACUACAAGUCAACUGGAAGACGUGGUCUUGGUCGACGCCAUUGCGAACUAGGAGUGCAGGAGUCCACCAAUGAGGCUCCAGUCAAGAGGCGCCAGCCAGCAGGCAGCGCAGACACAGAGCUUCUGACACAGUCUAAGAACUGAGUUUUGAUAGCCUGACCUGUACCUGUGAGGUCAGCCACACUGCAUCCUGUGACAGCUUCUGAGGUGCAUUGAUCUCUGACCCCUAAACGGAUGGUCCUGCCUUACAGCUUACUGCCCCGCACUCAGGAAGCUGUCUAAGACCAAACGCCUCAGAGUUCUGAUAGAGUUGGUAGGACAGUGGCCACGCUGGAGAGAGCUGCUUGUGCACCUUCCUCUUUCCAGAACGUGCAAGCCUCUGGAUACUGGUAACUCCCCGGCUUCCAGUGAGGUUUCAUUGGCCAGUCACUUCCUGUUUCUGAGAGCUAAGUGCAGCUCAGGCUGCUCAACAAUGACCUCCUGUCCUCUGGGCCAAGUGUAGAGGAAGCUGAAAAUUCAAGUUUCUCUCCCUCUCUUCCAUUUCUUGAAAAUGUCAUUUUACCACUAGAUUUGUUUCUCUCUCUCUCUCUCUCUCUCUCUCUCUCUCUCUCUCUCUCUCUCUCUCUCUCUCUCUCUCUUUCUCAUACACACACACACACACACACACACACACACACACACACACACACACACCGGCCAAUUGAGAGUCACAGAUGACUUCUCAAAGUUGG
Alexandromys fortis (reed vole) is the source of this 2615-nucleotide messenger RNA. RefSeq names its product lysine demethylase 4D (gene Kdm4d). The coding region runs from base 613 to 2028 and encodes 471 amino acids. Gene Ontology annotation, molecular function: histone H3K9 demethylase activity. Gene Ontology annotation, biological process: regulation of gene expression; chromatin remodeling. The transcript has 2 exons. Gene Ontology annotation, cellular component: chromatin; nucleus. The record is from RefSeq and is a predicted model, not a curated record. Lineage: Eukaryota; Metazoa; Chordata; Mammalia; Rodentia; Cricetidae.